GUUCUCCUCUAUACCCUCAUGCUUGCCGAUCGGUACGGAGAUCAACAAAACACCGCCAACGAUGUUGGUAACUGUGGCUGGUUGGUCUACCUGAGAGAACCCGCCGACAGACAAGGCCGAACCAUCGUAAGGCCCUCGGCUCCCAGUUUUCGUGGUCUCAUCCAGACCCGCAAUCGACUGGCUGAAGCCAUACAGCAGGUCGUAUCGCUAGAAAAACUUCGAUCGUCCACAUGGAGGCCACCGCUACCCCCCAAUAUUGGCCAGAUGAGGAUUUGUUCCACAUGUCCACAACAGUUGGCCUGUGGUCUAUUCCUGGACAAGCCUGAUUUCGGGACUACCGGAAGCGAAGUCGAGCAAUUGCUACGUUCGCGCUGCUCUCAUCUCUCCGCAAAUCAUAUCGACUUCUUCUACCUUUGGUCCCGUCUCCAACUGCUGGAGCAUGCCUCAGCCAACCGUCUUGACAGCGUUGUCGCCGGCAUCGUAGGGUCUAGCUCUUCCUCGACAGAGUGA
This is a messenger RNA of Dibothriocephalus latus, 510 nucleotides long. Lineage: Eukaryota; Metazoa; Platyhelminthes; Cestoda; Diphyllobothriidea; Diphyllobothriidae. The record is from the annotation of a GenBank genome assembly.